Molecule: messenger RNA, 2754 nt
Organism: Talaromyces rugulosus
Lineage: Eukaryota; Fungi; Ascomycota; Eurotiomycetes; Eurotiales; Trichocomaceae
Exons: 4
Coding region: 1-2754 (917 amino acids)
Molecular function (GO): zinc ion binding; protein binding
Source: RefSeq, a predicted model, not a curated record
AUGAGUCGCAAAUAUACCACAGGCCAGCGCCUUUCAUUUGACAAUGCCCUGUGCACUGUUCGAUACGUUGGCCCAGUCAAAGGCACCGAGGGGGAAUGGCUUGGCGUCGAAUGGGACGACCCCGUACGAGGAAAACAUUCGGGGGAGCAUAAGGGCAAGAGAUAUUUCACAUGUAGUUCUCUCUCUCUCUCUCUCUCUCUCUCUCUCAAUCUAUUUUUGUUUAUAAUGCUUAUCAGCAAUCUAGGCAUAAGUAAACAACAGACAGCUGCUUCCUUUGUGCGGCCUACUCGGCGCAUAGACCAGCCCCAGGGCUUUCUCGAAGCGCUGCGUCAAAAGUACGCCUCGGAGUUUGAAGAAGAGCUCGCAAAGAGGAAAGCCACGGGAAACGAUGAGGUUCAGAUGAACGAGCUGAUCUCGUUCAACGGAAAAGUUGUAGAAGAGGUUGGUUUUGAAAAGAUCAGAAAGCAGCUUGCCGAGCUGCAAGACCUCAAGGUUGUUCUCCUGGACAACCAGUGUGUAGCAGGUGUUUUUGGCCGCGAUGAUGAUGAACAAAAACGGCUUUAUCGUGAGGAAUUGGACAAAAUCGAGCAGACGUGUCCUAAGAUUGCUGAGCUGGAUCUCAGUCGGAACUUGCUCUAUCGCUGGAAGGAUGUGCGAGAGAUUUGUGAGCAGCUGCAGCAGCUGAAGAGUUUGAAACUAAAUGGUAAUCGAUUUGAAAAGGUCCAUCCUGGUUUGGUAUUUGAGAGGAUAUCAGAACUACACCUCGAUCAAACUUUUAUGAGCUUUGAAGAGAUAUCAUCUUUGACGAUGCAAUUUCCGAGCCUAACAUCUUUAACGAUAUCCACAAAUCACAUAUCAACCAUUUCGUCUUCUCUACCCGCCACGUUGCGCAACCUCACGCUUGAAAGUAACGAUAUUACGACCCUAUCCUCGCUAAAACUUCUUGCCCAAAUCCCAAAUCUUGAACGGUUGUCAGUUCGCGGCAAUGAUAUAAAUACGACUAUAACCUCACAGUCUAACAGCAACGAAGAGGCAGGCUUAUUUGAAUUUUCAAAGACUUUAACGUCAUUGGAUAUUUCGCGCAAUCAGAUCGAUUCGUGGCUCUUUAUUAAUGAUCUACCUAGGAUAUUCCCUGGCCUUGAGUCUCUACGCAUUUCAGGAAACCCGCUGUAUGACAGAGCCAUUGCAUCUACAAACAUCACAGGGUUGCCUGAAAACCCCAUGACCGUGGAUGAAGCGUUCAUGCUGACGCUGGCCCGACUGGGGAACCUUACAUCACUAAACUAUAGCAAGAUCACCCAGAACGACCGGACAAAUGGCGAAUUAUAUUAUCUUUCGCUGAUCGGAAAGGAACUGUCUGCCUUCCCGGCUUCUGACGAGGAACGCAUUCUUGCCACACAUCCCCGAUAUCCAAGGUUAUGCGAGAUAUACGGUGAACCAGCGAUAAGGCGUCGUUCGGAUACAUUUUUAGGGAAGAAUAUGAGACCAGGCUCUGUCGCAGCCCGACUCGUGAACUUCAAGCUCUACUGCCAAGCGGCGCCUCCACUGGAGACCGGGGCUCGUCCAGACGAGGAGAAGCGCGAACACGAAUACGAGAUCCCAAGAACAUUUGACGUGUACAGAGUCAAGGGAAUUGUGUCUCGCCUCUUUGGUUUUGCGCCGUUGAGAUUUCGUUUGAUUUGGGAGACGGACGAGUGGGAUCCUGUCGAGGAGUUUAAUCUCGGCGGGGAAGAAUGGGACAGCGACGAUGAAGAUGAUGAAGAGGAAGAGGCCAUUUCAAAAGACACUGCCGAUCAACCGAAUACUCGCAAAGAGGCCAUCACACCGACGGUUACAAAGGACGAUGGAAGGAAAUUUGUCAGACGCGAAGUCGAGCUUAUUGAUUCGACUCGACAAGUCGGGUUUUGGUUAGAUGACAGCACGCGGGAGCCCAAAUACUGGUGCAAGCAAUGCCAAAUCUACAUUCGCGACACCGCCUUCGAAAAAACCCAGCAUGAAGCCACCGGCAAACACCAAGGGAACCUGAAGCGAUUUCUAAGGGACAUCCACCGAAACAAGGAACGCGAGCAGAGAGAUACCGCGAGAACCACGAAUGAAGUCGAAAGGCUCCGGAGUCUAGUGUCUGGAAAGCCAGCGCCAGCGACAACCAAAACAGAUGCGACGCAAAACCGACCUUCGGCAUCUUCAAACAUCCCACGGCAGGCGACGGCAGAAGAUCGCAAAAAGCAGGUUUCGCAGCUGGUGGAAAUGGGCGUUGCUGUUCCGGAGCAGUAUCGAAGAGACAUGGCGAUUGCAGGGGACUGGCAGACUGUUUCGAUAACCCGCAUCGAAAAGGGCGAAGAAGGGCCCCGGCUCAAUACCGGGGUGAGGAAACGCAAGCAUGAAGAGAACGAAGCCGAGGAAUAUGAGGCCCAGGCAGCCCUGGAGAGCAACGUGCGAAAGGGCUGGGGUUCGGCAACGCGCUCGUAUCCUGGGGCCACCGAGGAUACUGACGACUUGGAAGCGCUUCUCUCGAGAACAAAAACGGUUAAACGCGACGAGGAUGCAGAUACGAAGCCUGAACCGGACACCGAAGACGCUGUCAAGGAGUCUCCUGAAGGUGAAGCUGGUCUAAGCAAAGCAGAGCCAGGAUUAAUUAAAGAAGACCCCGAUUCCCUCGAGCUGUCUGGAGCUGUAUUACCGAAAAGUGAAGACCAGGAAGCAGCACCAGCAAUUGUUUUCAAGAAACGUAAAAGCAAGGCUACUAAGAAAUAG